Messenger RNA from Solanum pennellii, 1548 nucleotides. Its product is annotated as GDSL esterase/lipase At1g29670-like. The transcript has 5 exons. The record is from RefSeq and is a predicted model, not a curated record. Gene Ontology annotation, molecular function: hydrolase activity, acting on ester bonds. The coding region runs from base 672 to 1100 and encodes 142 amino acids. NCBI's taxonomy places the organism in Eukaryota, Viridiplantae, Streptophyta, Magnoliopsida, Solanales, Solanaceae.
UGAAGGUGCACCACAAGUAUCAUGUUACUUCGUAUUUGGAGAGUCGUAUUUGUCAAUGGAAUAUAACAAUGAUCUUAACACAACGGCAAAGGCUAAUUACGUACUUUAUGGGGUGGACUUCCCGGAUGAUCGUCCGACCGGCUGUUUCACCUACGGCCGUAACAUGGCUGACGUCCUAGGUCUUAAGUCUUAACUAGUUAAUUAGUUUGUUGUGAAACUUAAUCUCAUUUCUAUAUAUGGAUUUCUCUAAUUAGUGUUUCUUUACUAGAUUGAUCUAUACUUAAUGUUUGAAGAGAAAUACAUAUGGAGUAUAUUCGUUUGUUAAGUGUUCCACAUUUGUACUUGAGGGAAUGGACAAUGAUUCGUAAUUAAUUAUAUGAUCUUGAACAUGUAUUCCUCAUUCCAUAGUGAGCUUUUGAGUUGAGUUAAAUCUAAGGUUUAUUAACUUAACACGGUGUAUAUACAUCAGAGCCAAAUAUAUAUAUCUUUGUUAUCGUACAUUUGAGUCACAUGUUAUAUUGUUCAGAUACCAGAUCGAUGUUCAGUGAGGUUACCAUUGAUGUCUCACACAUUGUGAAUGAGGAGAAUGUUGUCUCUCCAUAUAAAGCUAGUCGAUCUUGGGCAAACUUACCUAAUGACCUAGAUUUUCUGGAUUGACUUGAUUUUUCUCCAUGUUUGCAGCUGAACUCCUGGGAUUUGAUCUCUACAUUCCCCCUUUUGCAAAGACAGAAGGUAGUGAGAUCUUGGAUGGUGUAAAUUAUGCAUCUGGUUCAGCUGGAAUUUGCUAUAACAGCGGAAGUCAUCUUGGUGAUCGCAUUUACUUGGGUAGGCAGUUGGAGAAUCAUCAAUCAACAGUUUCUCGUAUAUCUAAUUUAGUGGGAAAUACAACUUCAGCUGAAAAGCACUUGAAUAAGUGCCUAUUCAUAGUUGCAUUAGGGAGCAAUGAUUACAUCAACAAUGACUUGUUGCCUGAAAUAUAUCCCUCAAGUCGGUUAUAUGCACCAAGCCAGUAUGCAACUGCCUUGAUUGAUCAAUAUUCACGACAUCUAAGACUUUAUAUGAAGAAGAUGGAGCAAGGAAAGUUGCCUUAUUUGGACUAGGGCCAGCAGCAUUCCAGCAGAGCUACAAGUAGAUGUGUGAGUUCAACAAAUAAUGCAAUUCAACUAUUCAACAGCAAGCUAUAUCUAUUAUAAGUAUCCAAAUGCGUAAGCAACGGAACAAUUGGGGUUUAAUGGUAAUAUUCCACCCUAUGCAUCUACUAGGGGCAGAGAUAUCCUGAGAGGUGUCAAUUAUGCUUCUGCGGCUGGUGGAAUUAGAGAUGAAACUGGUAGACAAUUGGGAGGAAGGACUAGUUUUCCUGGACAAGUGAAUAAUUACAGAAACACAGUGCGACAAGUUGUGCAAAUUUUAGGAAAUGAAAAUGCAGCUGCUGAUUACAAAUAUUAAUUAUUGUGGAAUUGACAUCUAAUUACUAUAAGAUGUAAUCACAAGUGUUUAAUAUAUAUUUUUAGUGCUUUUUUGUUUUGUUUUAAUCAUAAAAUAUUGUAC